AUGGAUGAAAACAAACCAGAGAAGGGAACCAAGAUGGAAACCAACCAGAGAUGGAACCUGGAUGAGAACCAACCAGAGAGCAGUGAGGAGAGAAAGAACACAGAAAGACAGUGCAGCGAGGAGAGAAAGAGCACAGAAAGACAGAACAGUGAGGAGAGAAAGAACACAGAAAGAGAGAACAGCGAGAGAAAGAACACAGAAAGACAGAGCAGCGAGGAGAGAAAGAACACAGAAAGACAGAUCAGUGAGGAGAGAAACGACACAGAAAGACAGAGCAGCGAGGGGAGAAAGGACACAGAAAGACAGAGCAAUGAGGAGAGAAAGAACACAGAAAGACAGAGCAGUGAGGGGAGAAAGAACACAGAAAGACAGAGCAGUGAUGAGAGAAAGGACACAGAAAGACAGAGCAGUGAGGAGAGAAAGAGCACAGAAAGACAGAACAGCGAGAGAAAGAACACAGAAAGACAGAGCAGCGAGGAGAAAAAUAACACAGAAAGACAGAGCAGUGAGGAGAGAAAGAACACAGAAAGACAGAGCAAAAGACAGAGCAGUGAGGAGAGAAAGAACACAGAAAGACAGAGCAGUGAGGAGAGAAAGAACACAGAAAGACAGAGCAGUGAGGUGAGAAAGGACACAGAAAGACAGAGUAGUGAGGAGAGAAAGAACACAGAAAGACAGAGCAGUGAGGUGAGAAAGGACACAGAAAGACAGAGCAGUGAGGAGAGAAAGAACACAGAAAGACAGAACAGCGAGAGAAAGAACACAGAAAGACAGAGCAGCGAGGAGAGAAAGAACACAGAAAGACAGAGCAGUGAGGUGAGAAAGGACACAGAAAGACAGAGCAGUGAGAGCAGUGAGGAGAGAAAGGACACAGAAAGACAGAGCAGUGAGGAGAGAAAGAUCACAGAAAGACAGAGCAGUGAGGAGAGAAAGGACACAGAAAGACAGUGCAGCGAGGAGAGAAAAGACACAGAAAGACAGAGCAGUGAGGAGAGAAAAGACACGGAAAGACAGAGCAGUGAGGAGAGAAAGAACACAGAAAGACAGAGCAGUGAGGAGAGAAAAGAGACGGAAAGACAGAGCAGUGAGGGGAGAAAGGACACAGAAAGACAGAGCAGUGAGGAGAGAAAGAACACAGAAAGACAGAGCAGUGAGGAGAGAAAGAACACAGAAAGACAGAGCAAAAGACAGAGCAGUGAGGAGAGAAAGAACACAGAAAGACAGAGCAGUGAGGAGAGAAAGAACACAGAAAGACAGAGCAGUGAGGGGAGAAAGGACACAGACAGACAGAGCAAUGAGGAGGGAAAGAACACAGAAAGACAGAGCAGUGAGGGGAGAAAGAACACAGAAAGACAGAGCAGUGAGGAGAGAAAGAACACAGAAAGACAGAGUAGCGAGGGGAGAAAGGACACAGAAAGACAGAACAGUGAUGAGAGAAAGGACAUACAAAGACAGAGCAGUGAGGGGAGAAAGAACACAGAAAGACAGAGCAGCGAGGAGAGAAACGACACAGAAAGACAGAGCAGUUAG
Molecule: messenger RNA, 1530 nt
Organism: Pecten maximus
Lineage: Eukaryota; Metazoa; Mollusca; Bivalvia; Pectinida; Pectinidae
Product: axoneme-associated protein mst101(2)-like
Exons: 5
Coding region: 1-1530 (509 amino acids)
Source: RefSeq, a predicted model, not a curated record